AAGAGAAUCUCCCAACGAUGGUGCUGUAAUCUGUAUACCAAGCCAGAGAAGCGAAUCCGGACACUUGGAGCUGUCGUGAUCGUCAUUAGUCUUGUUGGCAUCUAUCACAUCCUUCGCAUCAACUACUACUCCGUCCAACUGCCCAUCAUCCUCUCAGAGAGGCCGAACGACGGGCAAUGUUCAAAAGCACGUGAAUCAUCAAAGAUUUCGACUUGGUCACAGCCCUCCAGUAUUCAGUGUCUCCGUGAGAAUAAAAGCCUUCCCAAGCCAGUGAUGCCAGGAGACUCUACCCUACCCUACCCAAGCUGCAUCUCGGAGAAAGCGUCACCAUCCUUUCCUGAAAUGUUCCCAGAGCCUAAAUUAGGCACAGUCAAUGACACCUGUCUCAAAAAAAUACUCUUUUGGAAUGAUGACCAUUCCCAUAAGCACUUUGGGUUCGGAUUUGGGCACGAGCCUUUCCUCGUAGCCGGUUGUCGCGUUAACAUGUGCACCACCACAGGCGACAGGACUCGCUACCCCAUUGAGAAGGUAGAUGCGCUAGUGUGGCACUACAGGUCCAUAGACAGGUCCCUGCCGGAAUACAGGUCGCCUCACACCCGCUAUAUAUUCUGGAUGAUGGAAUCACCCUCCUAUCUAUACGGUGACCUACGAGACUACCACAACGUCUUCAAUUGGACAUUCACUUACAGACUGGACUCUGACAUCCCUCAACCAUAUGACAGAGUGUUCCGUCGCCAUAAGCCACUACCAACAACGAAGAGGAACUAUGCAGAAGGGAAGACCAAGCUGGCGGCAUGGUUCGUAUCCCACUGCGACACUGAGUCUGGCAGAAACAGGCUGGUAAAGACUUUGCAGCGGAGGGUUACAGUGGACAUCUAUGGAAAUUGUGGAUCUCUCAAGUGCACGAAAACGACAGAGAGGAGUUGCUAUGAAAUGCUCAACAUGACCUAUAAAUUCUACCUCUCUUUUGAGAAUUCUCUGUGUCGAGAUUACAUAACUGAAAAGUUAUUCAACAUUUUGAGGUAA
Molecule: messenger RNA, 1026 nt
Organism: Eriocheir sinensis (Chinese mitten crab)
Lineage: Eukaryota; Metazoa; Arthropoda; Malacostraca; Decapoda; Varunidae
Product: alpha-(1,3)-fucosyltransferase C-like
Exons: 7
Coding region: 274-1026 (250 amino acids)
Cellular component (GO): membrane
Molecular function (GO): alpha-(1->3)-fucosyltransferase activity
Source: RefSeq, a predicted model, not a curated record